Molecule: messenger RNA, 2122 nt
Organism: Parus major (Great Tit)
Lineage: Eukaryota; Metazoa; Chordata; Aves; Passeriformes; Paridae
Gene: TCF25
Product: transcription factor 25
Exons: 18
Coding region: 4-2046 (680 amino acids)
Cellular component (GO): RQC complex
Source: RefSeq, a predicted model, not a curated record
GCGAUGUCGCGCCGGGCCCUGAGGCGGCUGCGGGGGGAGCAGCGGGGCCAGGAGGGGCCGGGGUUGGGCGAGCUGGGCCUCGACCCCGGCCCGGAGCGCGCCCGUGAGGGGGGGCCGCCGCCAGCCCCCGGGAAGGGGCCCCGCGGGCCGCCCCGCGCCGGCGUCAGCAACCGCUUCGAGCUGAUCCCGGCUGAGGAGUCAGAGGAUGAGCCAGUGGCCGGGGAGGAGCGACCGGAGACCCGGCUCAGCGAGCAGGACAUGGCAGGAGGGAGCAAGGACAGGAGCAAGGAAGGAGCUGUGACCGAGGAGACGGAUGGUGAUGGACAGAGAGAGGGGCAGGAGGCUGAGCAGCCAGACCAAAUGCUGGCAACGAGUAACAAGCCACGGAAGAAAAAAAAGAAAAGGAAAACCAAGAAAAAUUCAGCAGGAGAGACUCUGGAAGACAACGACCUGGAAGACAUCGACAGCCUUUUGGAGAGGAUCGAGGACCCCAGGCUGGCCCCGCAGAGCCAGGGUGGGAUCACUGCUGACACCCGGCCUCUGCUCUAUGUGGAGCACAGAAACUUGAAUCCAGAGAAUGAGUUGAAGAGAUACUUUGGGGCUCGUGCUGUGCUCGGGGACCAGAGGCCAAGGCAGAGGCAGCGGCAGUACGUCCGCAGCAUGUGGCUGACAGCUCCCAAGAACACCUGGCCACGCUACAGCAAGACAGGUAUCACCAUGCAGCUGCUGGACACCCGGAGGGGCGUGCAGCACUUCACCUUUGAGCACCACCGUGAGUACCAGCAGGUGCAGUUCAAGUUCCUGGACGCUGUGGAGUCCAUGGACCCCAACAACAUCGUGCUGCUGCUCCAGAUGAACCCCUACCACGUGGACUCCCUCCUGCAGCUCAGCGACGUGUGCCGGAUGCAGGAGGACCAGGAGAUGGCCCGGGAUCUCAUAGAGCGGGCCCUGUACAGCCUGGAAUGCGCCUUCCACCCCGUGUUCAGCCUCACCAGUGGGACCUGCAGGCUGGACUACCGGCGGCCAGAGAACAGGGCUUUCUUCCUGGCUCUCUUCAAGCACUUGAUGUUCCUGGAGAAGAGGGGCUGUCCCCGUACAGCCCUGGAGUUCUGCAAGCUCAUCCUGAGCCUUGAUCCUGAGAAUGACCCACUCUGUGUGCUGUUGCUGAUCGACUUCCUGUCCCUCCGGGCCAGGGAAUACACCUUCCUGACCCGCCUCUUCCAGGAGUGGGAGAGUCACCGGAAUCUGUCCCAGCUGCCCAAUUUCGCCUUCUCGGUGCCACUGGCCUAUUUCUUCCUGAGCCAGCAGGAAGAGCGCCCGGAGCUGGAGCGGGGCCAGGCCCGGGAGCGAGCGGCCCAGCUCAUCCAGCUCGCGCUCAUCAUGUUCCCAAGCGUUCUGAUGCCACUUUUGGAUCACUGCAGUGUGCAGCCCGACGCCAGGGUCGCCUCCCACCCCUUCUUCGGGCUGAAUGCCCAGAUCAGCCAGUCGCCCGCCCUGAACCAGCUGACAUCCCUGUACGUGGGCAGGACACACGCCCUGUGGAAGGACCCAGCAGUCAUGGCCUGGCUGGAGCCCCACGUCCACGAGGUUCUGCACAUGGUGGAGGCCCAGGACACGCUGGUGCAGGAGGCUGAGCACAAGAGGAAGAUCCGGUACCAGAGCGCUCCCAGGAACAUCUACCGGCACAUCAUCCUCUCGGAGAUGAAGGAGGCCACAGCAGCUCUGCCUCUGGAGGUGACCUCCCAGCCAGUGAUGGGGUUUGACCCCCUGCCUCCUCUGGAUUCCAUUGUUUCCUACACCCGACCGGAAAGGACAAGCCAUCCCUCCAACGAAAGCACUUUAUCCCUCUUCUUCCGCUCGCUGCUGCCAAACUUUAACUUGCAGGGGGACAUCCGGCACAACGGGGACGACGAGGCCGGGGCAGCGCAGGACCUCAACCAGGGGGUGAACAGGCUGAUGGCGGCCAUGCGGGACAUGCUGGCCAACAUCCAGUUCCAGGAGCCCCCCCGUGACGACAAUCCCGAGGGGGACGGCGACUGGGACUGAGCCCGGGCUGUCUGUCCCCAAACCCUGUGCAUCACCCCCGAUUUGUGUCGCACUCCAAUAAAGUCACACAAAUGGA